CGUUAAUCGUUAGCCCUCGAAGCCGUCUUCUCUUCUGCCCCCCGGUGGAGUUCCUUGCGUCUACCUCCGCCGCAUUCGUGUCCCCUCUCCUCGCGGGUCGAGUCGAGACCCUUUUCUCCUGCUCUCCUCUUCCCAAACAUCACCGGCUUCUUCUCCUGCGCACUUGCCCCGUCCAUGAAGCACGCGCCGCUCUCCUCCCUGCAGGAGGAGGAGGGGGAGCCCGCCGGAGACGACUCCGCCUUCUCUGCCGCCGCCGUCCCGCCUCGCCCCGCCACGCACCACUCGCUCCAAAAGUACGCGCCGCUGGACUGGUCCGCCUACUUCGACGAGGAGCGCAGCGUCGCCGUCCCCGACACCGACGACGUUUUCAAUGUGUACACAGCCGGAUCGGAGGGGCCCGUCGUGUUCUGCCUGCACGGAGGCGGCUACACGGGGCUUUCGUUUGCUCUAGCAGCAAGUCGAAUAAAGGACAAGGCCCGUGUUAUUGCCAUGGAUCUGCGAGGUCAUGGGAAGUCUACCACAAGUGAUGAUUUGGAUUUGUUCAUCGAAACUCUUACCAAUGAUGUCAUAGCUGUUAUACGUACAAUGUAUGGAGAUUCGUCACCAGCAAUUAUACUUGUUGGCCAUAGCAUGGGCGGCUCAGUGGCUGUACAUGUGGCUGCAAGAAAAGCAAUUCGUAAUCUCCAUGGUCUUGUUGUCGUUGAUGUAGUUGAGGGAACAGCAAUGGCUUCACUGGUCCAUAUGCAGAAGAUUUUAGCAAAUCGAGCACAACACUUCCCUAGCAUUGAAAAAGCAAUUGAAUGGAGUGUCAAAGGCGGGCCAUUAAGGAACAUUGAGUCUGCUCGUGUUUCCAUUCCAUCUACCUUGAAAUAUGAUGAAUCAAGGAAAUGCUAUACAUAUCGCACUCCUCUUGAGGAAACAGAAAAAUACUGGAAAGAAUGGUAUGAAGGUCUUUCAGACAAGUUCUUAUCAUGUCCAGUGCAAAAGAUCCUGUUAUUAGCUGGCACUGAUAGACUGGACAGAGCUUUAACAAUAGGUCAAAUGCAAGGAAAGUUUCAAAUGGUGGUGGUUCGACACACUGGGCAUGCCAUACAGGAAGAUGUACCUGAAGAAUUUGCAUCACACAUACUAAAUUUCAUAUCUCGCAAUAAAAUAGGGCCAAAUGGUGUCGAGAUACCUGGCCUCAUUAGAAAAUGGCAGCACUAGACAGAAUGUAUGAAAGAGAAGUUGCCCAAGAACGUUUCAAGAUGAUCAUGUAGGCGUGAGCAACUAAUUUUCCUUAGUUUUACCAUUUGGUUGCGACUCCCACCUUGCUUGUCACAAGUGGUUUGGUUUUAUGACAUGGUUCACGACCUGUGAGUGCCAUUUGUAUGAGGUUUGAUUAUAUGUUUGUGAAUAACGCUGAGUGUUUUAUAAUGCUUUC
Molecule: messenger RNA, 1423 nt
Organism: Phragmites australis (common reed)
Lineage: Eukaryota; Viridiplantae; Streptophyta; Magnoliopsida; Poales; Poaceae
Exons: 13
Coding region: 175-1206 (343 amino acids)
Biological process (GO): protein demethylation
Molecular function (GO): protein methylesterase activity
Source: RefSeq, a predicted model, not a curated record